AUGGCCACCCAACGAGAAGGGGUGAAUCCCUUGAGACCAUACUACAAACCACCGACCAUAGGAGAGCCUCCAGAUGCGACGUCUGCGUCAUCCGCCCCGAAUCCCUUUGCCCGCCAUGCCGGCGGCAAUCAGACGAGCGAGCGCUACGCGUCAAAGGCACGCGACAUCUUUUCCGACAUCGAUUACAAAGACUAUAUCAGCGAGCCGUCUCCUUCCGUCGUCCAAACCGUCAAGGACCUCGUCGACGAGCUGCUAUGGAAGUACACCUCGGUGUUGAUGGCCCAGCCUUUCGAGGUUGCAAAAACGGUUUUGCAGGUCCGGAGUCACGAUGACGUGACUUUGGGCACGCCGGCGUCAGCAGCGGCCACGCCCUUGGCCACGCCAGUGUCGGAGAGGCUGCAGUCCUCGUACGGCAGUGCGGUCUACAGCGAAGCCGACUCAGAUUCGGACCUCGACGAGCCUGCCUACUUUACCUCCAACGCCCCGAGCACGCCGUCACCGUCCUCGGCCAGAGGGAGGCAUCGAAACCGCCGGUCCCCGUCGCCUCCGAGCACGCCUGCGGCGAAGCAGCCCGUGCCGCCUCACCAACUCAGCAUCCGUCGACCCGACUCGUUGAUGGAGGUCAUUGGCCAGCUUUGGCAAAAGGAGGGUGCCUGGGGCGUGUGGAAGGGGUCGAAUGCGACAUUCCUCUACUCGGUCCUCUCGUCACUGUUGGAAAACUGGUCGAGAAGUGCUCUGAGCGCACUGUUCAAUGUGCCCGACCUCGGCGUCAAGGAGGACAUUGAUCGAUUGAUCGACAUCGCCUCGCCCUAUCCGUGGGUCUCUCUGUGCGUUGCGGCGGCGGCGGCCGUUGCAACGGGCCUCAUUCUCGCGCCACUUGACCUGGUGCGCACAAGACUACUCGUUACACCAACUUCGAAGCAGCCGAGAAGAACGUUGUCAACCCUCCGAGCUCUCCCCUCCUACGUCUGUCCCUCGCUCCUCGUCAUUCCUACCAUCCUCCACUCGCUCAUCCACCCCAUACUCACACUGUCAACACCUCUGGUCCUCCGAACCCGAUUUCUUAUCGACAGCCGGGUGUCGCCCACAACCUUCUCGGUUGCCAAGUUCUGCGCGUCCUCGGUGGCGCUUUUCGUCAAGCUUCCUCUCGAGACCGUCCUUCGACGCGGCCAGGUUGCCGUCCUGUCCACACCCUCGUAUGUUCAGGCCCUCUCGAGCAGGGACCAGAAGCUCGAGACGAUCGUCCCGCCCGGUCGUUAUCACGGUGUCAUGGGCACCAUGUUCUACAUCAUGAAUGAGGAGGGGACCCGUGCCAUUCCGACCCUGCCUGCUGCGCCGGCAAAGAAGGGCAGGGCCAAAACCAAGGUCGCAGAAACGGUGUACCGCAAGGGCCAGGGGCUGGACGGCCUCUGGCGUGGCUGGAAGGUCAGCUGGUGGGGUCUGGUCGGACUCUGGACUGCGGGCGUCAUCGGAAACAGCGCCGAGGGCGAGUUCUAG
Colletotrichum destructivum is the source of this 1497-nucleotide messenger RNA. RefSeq names its product Putative mitochondrial carrier domain superfamily. The transcript is spliced from 2 exons. Bases 1 to 1497 code for a protein of 498 amino acids. Gene Ontology annotation, molecular function: coenzyme A transmembrane transporter activity. Gene Ontology annotation, cellular component: mitochondrial inner membrane. NCBI's taxonomy places the organism in Eukaryota, Fungi, Ascomycota, Sordariomycetes, Glomerellales, Glomerellaceae. Gene Ontology annotation, biological process: mitochondrial fusion; mitochondrial coenzyme A transmembrane transport. The record is from RefSeq and is a predicted model, not a curated record.